GGUACAAAUACAGCGCAGAAAGGACAGCGGGGAGCACAAAGGAAUAAAAACAGAACCUCGACAACUUUUAACACCAACCUGUUGUAAUGUGAAUUCAUGUGAGCGUUAAUUAAAGUGCGACUUUUGGCGGCUGGCAGGCUGACAACUGCCUGAAGAACGAGGAAUGUGAAGGGAGCGGAGAAGAGCGGCAGGGCACACCGCUGUCUCCGACUGCUUUGUCAGCUGAGCUGUUUGCAACUCGAGGCCCGGCCGUUAUCACAGGCCUCACCCGAGAAGGACACAUAUCCUUUACACGGUAUAAAAAGGGAUUCCAAUAUGGGGGUGAAAACCUUCACCCACAGCUCAACCUCACACAGCCAGGAGAUGCUUGAGAAGCUCAACGCUUUGCGUAAUGAGGGUCACUUAUGUGAUGUCACCAUCCGAGUCCAAGACAAGCUCUUCCUGGCCCACAAAGUGGUUCUGGCCUGCUGCAGUGAAUUCUUCCGUUCCAAACUGGUGGGCCGGCCAGAGGAGGAGGACAAGUUUGUAUUGGACCUUCACCAUGUGACGGUUAGUGGUUUUGCUCCCCUGCUGGAAUACGCCUACACAUCUACCCUUUCCAUCAGCACAGAGAAUAUCAUCGAUGUCCUGGCGGCUGCAAGUUACAUGCAGAUGUUUGCUGUGGCUAGCACGUGUUCGGAGUUCAUGAAAUCAAGUAUUCUGUGGAGUCCGGGUAACAAUAAUAACAACAACAACAUGGGAGCAGAUAAACCUCACGAAUCAGCACCAGAGAGUGCUUCGUCAAACUGUGCCCUGACGCCACUGGAUGGCAGUGUGUCACCGGUAUCUUCUGACUGCAGUGUGAUGGAAAGAAACGUUCCCAUAUGCCGCGAAUCACGAAGGAAACGCAAAAGCUUCGUCUCAAUGGCGUCCCCUGAGAGUCCACUCAAAUGCACUACACAGAUGGUCACCACCUCCCCUCAGAUUCCCAACCCAUCGCCCUCGUUCUCAGACAGCACAGCCCAGCCUGUGGAGUCCUCCCUGGCCUUCCCCUGGACGUUCCCAUUUGGUAUUGACCGGAGGUUUCACUCAGACAAAUCAAAGCUCCCGGAGAGCCCUCGUUGUUUAGAGCAGGGCACCCCGGGGACCUCAGAGGUAGUGGUUGGCCGUAGGCUCAGUGACUUCCUAACGUGCGAGAGCUCAAAGACAGUGUCUUCACCAGUGGCAGCAGAGGAGGAAGACAUAAGGGUGAAGGUGGAGCGUCUCAGUGAUGAAGAGGUCCAAGAAGCAUCAUCACAGCCAGUCAGUGCCUCUCAGAGCUCACUGAGUGACCAGCAGACGGUGCCAGGGAGCGAACAGGUCCAGGAGGAACUGCUUAUCAGUCCACAGUCCUCCUCCAUAGGGUCAAUGGAUGAGGGCGUGUCAGAGGGCUUACCGUCAAUGCAGAGCACUUCUAAUGCUGGAGGACAUGCAGAAGAUGAUGAGAGGUUGGAAGGCAUUCAGUAUCCAUACCACCUCUAUAUCAGCCCAUCAGCACGGCCUGGCACCAAUGGCCCUGACCGGCCCUUUCAGUGUCCAACCUGCGGUGUUCGAUUUACACGUAUUCAAAACCUAAAACAGCACAUGCUCAUACACUCCGGCAUUAAACCUUUCCAGUGUGACCGCUGUGGGAAAAAGUUCACACGGGCCUACUCCCUAAAGAUGCAUCGGCUGAAGCACGAAGGUAAACGCUGUUUCCGGUGCCAGAUUUGUAGCGCCACAUUCACGUCCUUCGGUGAAUAUAAGCACCACAUGAGGGUCUCCCGACACAUAAUCCGCAAGCCGCGGAUUUAUGAGUGCAAAACGUGCGGCGCCAUGUUCACCAACUCUGGCAAUUUAAUUGUACACCUGAGGAGUCUGAACCAUGAGGCAUCCGAACUAGCAAACUACUUCCAGAGCAGUGAUUUCCUCGUGCCCGACUACCUGAGCCAGGUACAGGAGGAGGAGGAGGCGCUGGGAGUGCAGUACGAGUUGGAGGAGCCCCCACAUCACCCGGUCUACCCAGGCAGCACCUCCACUUCCACCGCCACCCCUGCCUCGUCCUCCUCCUCAGUACAGAUGCCCGUCAUCUCCCAGGUUUCCUCCUCCACCCAGAAUUGUGAGAGUUCCUCUGGCUUCCUGUCACCCGAGCCCCUCGAUACCCUGGAAGCCCCUGCCUCACCCAAGAUGGAUGCCCAUGACACGGCAGCCAUGACAGAGGAGACCAAGAUGGACAACAGUGUGGGUGACAGUUCCCCAGAGCUGUUUGAAGAAGAGCAGGAGCAGCAGCAGCAACAUGCUCAGGCCAAGGAGGUGGCUUCCAUUACCAUAAAGUGAUUCAAGUCUUCUACUUGCCCAUUACGUCUUAUUUUGCAGUCAUGUCAUAUGGGAAUAUUUGUUGAGAUGAUUGACGACUGAAAGGGACGACUUGUGUGCACGUCGACACCUCAUCAUGUGGAACUGUCAAGACACUGCAAUUGAAGUUUUCUGAAGACUUCUCCUGACUUGGUGGUGUUUCUCUACACAGAUGCACUUAUUUGAGUUCAUGUUGAACACCAAGCCAAAUCCAGCAACUAAAUGCCAGUUGUUUUUGUAUUCUUUCAAAUAUUAUAUUUCCCAAACUUGGCUGUUGAUACAAGAUUUCAGAAGGUCUGGGGUUCAUCUUGCUAGAAAUGCAAGUAAAAAGUAUUUUUAAGAGUCAUUUAAAGUAGUAAGGUUGUUUUUUUUCCCAUAUGACGUGAAUGCAGCACAAGCUGAAGUCAUUUCUGUCUUAGCCAAUUUGACGUCUGUUAAAUUCAAGCCUUGCUCUACUUUUGGAAAGUGCCUGAGAGUUCCCAUUUUAACAAAGUAACAGGUAGAGAAAGAAAAAGUCUUUGCUUUGCCAACAGUGACAAAUCAAGUCUUUGCAAACUGAGCUCUGGAAAUAAAAAUCUUUGUAUUUCCUUUGUAGUGCUAAUGCUAGUUUGUAUCGGCAGAGACUGUGUUAUUCCUUUAGUGCCGUCGCUAUAGGCAAACUGUUAAAUGUAAUAUCUAUACUGCAAUAGCUUGUACUGUAGUUUUACUAUUUGAAUGCUGUGAAUGUUGGGUGUUGUGAAAUGAUAUGUCAGGUGUGCGUAUGUGCAUUUCUUUGAUUAAUAUGAACACAGUACAUUUCAUUUUUAAAUGACUUGAAAUAUAUUGGCAAAGUAUUACCAAAACCCAUCUGUGCAGUAUAUGAUUUUCCUGUUCAUUUUUUGUAGCUCCAAAUAUCUCAGCUCUAGGAGUUUAGAUUAAUUUGGAUUAGAACAAGCAGUAGAACAUUUUACUUUUACUUUGAAAUCCAGCCAAAAAGAUAAAAAAAAUAAAUAAAUAAGAGAAAAGAAUUGAGUCACAUGGUUGUCUGACAACUGCAGUAUUAUUCCCAAAUGGGCUCUGUGAUAUGGUAAUGUAGCAUUUCAUCCCAGCCUUCUUUCCAAAAGGCUGUUCAUUGGAUUCUAAAGUCAGUUUGUUUCAUAGAUGUUGAUACUGAUCUCAUGUGGCUUUCAAAUGCCUGUUUUCCCAACAGGUACAUUGCUGGUGUUUUAGGAUAUUGCAUGACUAUUGGAGCAAUGUUACACUUAGGUACAACAUGAUUGUCAUUUUUUUUAGCUCUAUGUGGCUUUGAGGUCAACCAGAUUUUUUUUUUCUUUCUUGUUGUUUCAAAAACUACAUUGUGAAAGUUUCCCUGACUACAAUUAUCACUCACUGAGCAAUUUACUGAGAACACUUAUGCUAUCAAUACAGCAGCUCUGCCAUAAAUUCUCCUUCUUUUCUUAACAAUUUUAAUAAUUUUUUAUUCUUGUCACUAAUAUACAUCAUAAGGGUAAAAUCAUCCACUACGUUCACUGAAAUAAACAUGAAGUAGAAUUAUAACCAUUGUAUAAGCUUUGUAAGAACAGAACUUAUGGCAAAGAUAAUGAAUUAGUUUAACCUCCAUUGUGGAAGUGCCAAAAGCUGCAGUUCCUCUUAUGGCCAUUGAGUCACAUGUUUAAAAUGCCCGACUCGACAGGAUUCACAACAACAGUAUGGAUAGUGUUGUUUUUUUGUUGUUGUUUUUUGUUUGUUUUUUUUUUCCUGUUGGUGCCUUUUUUUUGGUCCAUUUUAAUGAAAUUAUCAGACCAAUAUGUCAUGGUGCCUGUCUAAGAAGUUUGUGUUUCACUUUUGAUGAGUCUAGUAUUUUACUAGUUUUUUUUUUUUUUUUUAAGCACUAAUUAGCAGAUGCCUGUGUGUUGAAUCCGUGUGUGAAUGUAACUUGCUAACAAAGUUUGCUAGUGUUAGCUGAUCAUUUAGCACUCCACCCUCUCAUCUGAAUAUGAUCAUUAACAUGGUGAUGUCAAAAAUGCUAAUGUUGAGACUUUAAAGUGUGGAGUCUAAAACUCAUGGCUAGGUCACAGUGGUAGGUAUAUCUCUUUGCAUGUGUUUGAUAAACUGCUCAGUGAGUGUAAAGUUACUGUAUCUGUGUAGCUUGGGAAGCAGGAAGUGACCCAAAAAGAGGAUGACAGUCAUCUGUGAUGGCCAAUCUUCAGUCUGAAUAGAUCAGGAGGCUGUUGGGUGUUAAUGUGAUAAUGUUGUUUUGACGUAUUCAGAGUCUGCUAACGUGUGAAUGCAAAUACUGUGAGUUGAAUCAUUCGAAAUGAUAACCAUGCUGGCAGUUCUUGAUGUUACUAACUUCACUUUUUUAAAUGUUGAUUUUGGGGUCAGAGCUGCAGCUCCUGUUACCUGCAUUGUGCCAACAAGUUUGUAAUUCUGUAUUUGGACUUUGUUGUGCUUGUACUUUGAGAAGAUAAUGACACCUGUGGUGAUAAUCUGUGAGUUGAAUGCUACUGACUGUGAUUGGGUUUCUUGUUUAGUUUCAUUUUGUCUCCACCACCCCCCACCCCCCAAAAAAACAACAAAAAGAAGUACAAACAGCUCACAUUUAGGAUGACCCCAACAGGAUGAAAGAGCUCACACAACAAGAUUGAUUAUAAAUGUGAAUUUGAAUAUUGCUGUGAUGAGGGCCCGAUCAUUGUAAUCCAAUCAGAGCUGUCUUAAAGAGAAAUGUGUAACCCUGUGCCAUCCAUUCAGUCCCUUUUUAAAUGUUGUGCCAUUUGCCCUUUUUAUCUGGGUACAAACCAAGCUUUUUCCUCUAGGACCAAAUGUUCUCUCUCUUAUUGGGGAUUUGCCAUGGCAAUCAGUACUUGCACAUAUUAAAAGAAAGAGAUAAUCAUUCAAAGUGGUCCAUUUUAUUUAGCAAAGGGGUCUUGCUGUUCUGCCCUUUACAACACUGUAUGAUGUUGUGCAUUUAAGAGGCUAGCCUUAGUAAAUGGACCUAUUAACUCUAGUUGCACAAUUUCAAAAUUGAAAGGAAAAAAAAAAAAAGUUUUCUAUUCUCCAUGUGUGUGUCAUGCUUUCAUCUGUCGUGUUUGGUGUGUGUAUUCAGACCACCUUUUUUAUAAUGAAAUGCUGCUGUUUGUUGAAACGCAAAAGUGCCCAAAAUAUUUUUGUGAACUGAUGGUGUGCAAUAAAUGGACCGGUGUUGUUUUAAAAGUUUUCAUUUUGUCUUUAGGUGAAUUACAUAAAUAUAUAUAUAUGAUAAAGAAAAUAAGAAUGUAUCAUUUUGUUUUAAUCUAAUGUAACUGAAGGUGAAUUAAACCAGGCGCGAACCCCAUUUAA
This is a messenger RNA of Archocentrus centrarchus (flier cichlid), 5670 nucleotides long. It is a transcript of the gene zbtb44, whose product is annotated as zinc finger and BTB domain containing 44. The coding region runs from base 316 to 2334 and encodes 672 amino acids. Gene Ontology annotation, molecular function: protein binding; RNA polymerase II cis-regulatory region sequence-specific DNA binding; DNA-binding transcription factor activity, RNA polymerase II-specific. The record is from RefSeq and is a predicted model, not a curated record. The transcript has 6 exons. Gene Ontology annotation, biological process: regulation of transcription by RNA polymerase II. NCBI's taxonomy places the organism in Eukaryota, Metazoa, Chordata, Actinopteri, Cichliformes, Cichlidae.